AAUCAAUCACUUAAACUCGUCCUGGAGCGAACCCAUCGCAACCAUCCACACCUGGCCUCGCUGAAGUGGACGCUAAUUUAUGCAGGACCCCAUCUCAUCGAGGGUGGCGAUGGGACACUAGUCUACCUGUUAGAAAGUCGGCUAUCCUUGUGUUGUAAACAAAGGAUGAAGCACGUGCUGAUAUCGAAGGGGCGCAUGCGCACACUUAACAGUGGGUUAACAGAGGUCCUUUACAGUGCUUUUUAAAGAAGCUGCCUGCUGUUGGCCCUUUCAGUGCGUUUUCAGACGUUCGUGCGGUUGGUUUGGCCAUCGAAAACAGUGCCAAGAAACAGAUCAAUUGACAUCCCAUCGGUCGAACUGUGGCAACAAGUGUCCUGCGAGGAUGUGCGUGAGAAGCUCGCUGUGCAGUGUGAUUUUAGUUUACCUCGUCGCCCUGCUCGGUGCGGCCAUUGUGGUGCUGGCCCAGAACGAAGGGAAUAUAUCCCAGGUGGCGGAGGAGGCGGUGGGCGGGGAGUGCGGCAGCACGCAGAAAAUGGUGGACGAGUGCUUCAAGGAUCUGCCGCCGCAUCUCAUGGAAUUCCUGCAGAACACCAAGACAGCCAUCAGCAAAAAGGACAUCACCCAAAAGUGCAACAUAUUCAACCGCGGCAUGAGGUGCUUCGAUACUUACUCGAAGCGUUGCCUGGACGAUCGAAAGCUGGGCACGUUCAAGAACAAUGUGGAGGGCGCCCGUCGAUUUUUCUACAAAUUCUGCGGCGACACCGACUUUCAGCGGGACUACCUGCGGCACAAGGACUGCUUCGCACACAUCCAAAUGGACUGGGUCACCUGCACGGCCGAGUUCGAGGGCAUCCUCAGCGACGAGGUGCACGACGAGAGGCGCAACGCCAGCGAAAAGUUCCUCGAAUUCUGCUGUGCCCGCUACGCGUACGAGAACUGCAUCUACAACAGCGCCCGCUACAAGUGCUACAAGCACUCGGCGGAGUUCGCCCGCGAGACGGCCAAAAUGCUGUCGGACGAGAAGCACUUCAGGAACUGCGCCGUCCUCCAGAACAUCUGCGCCUCGAACGGAGCCGUGCUGGGACUGGACAAGUGGCACUGGAUGGGGCUGCGGAUGGGCAUGCCGAUGACGCUGCUGCUGACGCUGCUGGCGGUGCGGAUCUGGCCGUAAAUCGAAAUGUGGCCAGGACACUCGUUUGGUGGUGCGAUGUGAUGUGGAGCUGCGGUUGUGGCUGCUGGUCUGAGCUUGAGUUUUCCCUGUUUUUGUUUGUUGUUUUCGUUUUGGGUUGCAGUUGUCCCAAUGAGAAUGCCAAGCAUUUGAGCUCCCCUUAGUCACCCAUCGAUAAGAAACAAGAAAAAAAGGAGCCCUCUCUCUCUACGUGUCUGUGAAUCUUCCAGUGUCGUUGUUGGGGCGAGAUUGCUGGGCGGGCGGGUUACUGGGUCGGAUAGCGGCACUGGUUCUGUGUUUUUCGUAUGCUAAGCUAACUUGAAUGCAUAUUUCGAAAUAAAUGAAUAUUC
This is a messenger RNA of Drosophila biarmipes, 1518 nucleotides long. RefSeq lists its product as uncharacterized. Bases 383 to 1171 code for a protein of 262 amino acids. The transcript has 4 exons. NCBI's taxonomy places the organism in Eukaryota, Metazoa, Arthropoda, Insecta, Diptera, Drosophilidae. The record is from RefSeq and is a predicted model, not a curated record.